Molecule: messenger RNA, 2512 nt
Organism: Seriola dumerili (greater amberjack)
Lineage: Eukaryota; Metazoa; Chordata; Actinopteri; Carangiformes; Carangidae
Gene: nt5e
Product: 5'-nucleotidase-like
Exons: 9
Coding region: 140-1903 (587 amino acids)
Biological process (GO): AMP catabolic process
Cellular component (GO): plasma membrane
Molecular function (GO): nucleotide binding; metal ion binding; 5'-nucleotidase activity
Source: RefSeq, a predicted model, not a curated record
GUGUCCCAGUCCGCUCAGCAUGUAGUGUCAGCGGGGUCGCACUUGUGUACAAGGAGACAUAUAUGGAGCAUUAGGAGCAGAGACUGACCGGUCGUGUUUUUUCCAGCUCCACUGUUUUUGCGCGCAGCGGACCGGAGAGAUGGAAGAGGUGCGCCCGGAGCAGAGCGCUCCUCCGCGGCUCUGCCGCCUCCUCCUCAUCCUCUCGCUACUGCUGAGCUUCUCCGUGUCCAGCUCGGCCGCCUGGGACCUGGUCCUCCUCCACACCAACGACGUGCACGCCCGGGUGGAAGAGACCACCAAACAUUCCGGGAAAUGCGUCAAGAGCAGCCAGUGCUUCGCCGGCGUGGCACGAAGAGCCACGAUGAUCAAGAGGAUCCGCAGCUCCGAGAGCAACGUGCUGCUGCUGGACGCCGGGGACCAGUUCCAGGGGACCGUCUGGUUCAAUUACUACAAGGGCGCCGAGGCUGCGCACUUCAUGAACAAACUGAGAUAUGAUGCCAUGGCUUUUGGGAAUCACGAGUUCGACAACGGAGUGAAAGGACUCAUGAAACCGUUCAUGGAGAAGAUCAAGUGUACCGUUCUCAGUGCUAACAUCAAACCAGACGAAACUCUGGCCGUGACGUUUGGAAGCUCUUACCAACCUUAUAAGAUACUUACAGUGGGUGAUCAGAAGGUCGGCGUGGUGGGAUACACGUCCCGCGAAACGCCCGCUCUGUCCGCACCGGGACCACACCUGCAGUUCGAGGACGAGGUGAAGGCCCUGCAGCCGCAUGUGGACAAACUCCAGACGCUGGGAGUCAAUAAGAUCAUCGCUCUGGGUCACUCUGGUUUCACCUUGGACAAGGAGAUCGCCGAGAAGGUCCGCGGCGUCGACGUCGUCAUCGGCGGACACACCAACACUUUCCUCUAUACAGGAACACCUCCGUCCUCUGAAGUCCCUGCGGGUCCGUAUCCCUUCAUGGUGAAAUCGGAAGACGGGCGGCAGGUUCCUGUCGUGCAGGCCUACGCUUUUGGAAAAUAUCUGGGUUAUCUGAAGGUGACCUUUGACAACAAUGGACAUGUAGUGAAGUCCACAGGAAACCCCAUCCUGCUGAACAGCAGCAUCCCUCAGGAUCCGGAGGUUCUUGCUGAUGUGGAGGAAUGGAAGAAGAAUCUGGCGAACUACUCGGCCCAGGUCGUGGGAAAAACUCAGGUCUUCCUGAAAGGUGAUGCCGAGUGUCGUUUCCGGGAAUGCAACCUGGGAAAUCUGAUCUGUGACGCCAUGGUCGCCAACAACAUCAGAUUCUCCGACGAGGUCCAGUGGAACCACGUCAGCGCCAGCAUCUUCAACGGAGGAGGCGUCCGCGCAUCCAUUGAUGAACGCACCAGGAACGGCUCGAUCACCAUGGAGGACCUGAUCUCCGUCUUACCCUUCGGAGGAACCUUCGACCUGGUGCAGCUGAAAGGCUCCACACUGAGGAAAGCCUUUGAACACUCAGUGAAACGAUACGGCGGGAGCACCGGAGAAUUCCUACAAGUGUCCGGACUUCAUGUAGAGUUCGACUUGUCCAAACCUCCGGGACAUCGCGUGAAGAGUCUCAGCAUCCUCUGCGUCGAUUGUCGUGUCCCCGACUACGAGCCCGUCGAGGAUGAGAAGGUUUACAAAGUGGUGCUGCCGUCCUACCUGAUGACCGGUGGAGACGGAUUCUCCAUGAUCAAAAACGAGACGCUCAAACACAACAGCGGCGAUCUGGACAUCACCGUUGUGUCCAACUACAUCGUACAAAGAAAGGAAGUUUAUCCGUCUGUUGAAGGACGCAUCAAGAUCCUCAACUCAGCUCCCGGACGGCAGGGACAGACCGCUUCGCUGGUUUUACUGUCACUGGCGCUGAUCUGGGCUCUGUGUGGGAACAUGUACGACUGAAUCCACCCGGAAAACACAGAAGAGUCUUUACUGUUUUUAUAAACUACAUGUGAAGAUGAAGCAGUACCAGCUCUGAUGGAUGUGACUGACAAAAAUAUCUGACCUUUUAUUAUCAUUUUAAAACAGAAGGGAAACUCCAGCAGCCAGAAGUUUUAAAAACUCUUCCUGAAAUCUGUUUUGACCAAGUUUAGACAAAACUUUUAAACUUUUUUUUCCGUUAGUUUUAAGCUAACGGCGACUAAAGCUGCAGCUCCACUAAUAACCACUAAGACCUGUUCUGAGCUCAGCGGAUUUCUCUCGCACUUUUUCCAACUUUUCAUGUGUUUUUUGUUUUUUGUUUUUCUUGGUGUCGAUUUUGGAAAAAGUUAAUUCAUGAAAGUUUUAUGGUCUAAAAAGAUAAAAUGCUCGUCUCAGUCAGUGUUGCAGGACUAGAGUCCAGGACUCAGACUCGAACACUAAAACCCUGACUGAGACGCGGUACUCAGGACUUGCCUUGGACUGGAGCACUGACUGUGUUCAGACUCAGAAGUUGGAGACUCAGACUCUUUGUUAGUUUUUUGUAAGAGGCCGUAAUAACUCAAAGUAAAUAAACCUCCUUUGAAACAGUAA